AAUGACAGAUGCCUGUGGUGGGUUUUUCUGUGUUCGUGCGAGUUCAGGAGAAGUAUUUGCGGUAUCUCAGCUGUAGAGAUCAGCAAAAAAGACAAGUCGUGCCACAUAGAAAGAAACCUCUAUCUCUCUUCCUUUCUCUUGCUCUAUGUCUCAAGGAUCAUCUGGAUAAAGCAAUUGAGCUGAAACCUGAAGAUCCUCUGUCAUAUUACUUGCUGGGCCGCUGGUGUUAUGCUGUGUCACAAUGUACGUGGAUAGAGAGGAAAAUCGCUGCUACUUUGUUUGGAGAGCCACCCAGUGCCACAGUCCAGGAUGCCCUGCAGAACUUUCUCAAGGUAGAAGAGAUCAGUCCCAAGUAUUCAAAAUUCAACUAUGUGUUUUUAGCCAAGUGUUACAAAGACUUGGGUCAAAGGAGUCAAGCCCAACAGAUGUGUGACGCUGCCUCUGCAAUGAACAUUCAGACUAAAGAGGAUGAGGAGGCACAGAAGGAAUUGGACUCUUUUGUUGCAUCACUUUAACAAGUCUCCUACAAAAGCUGUCUGUCUUUGUGUUCUGUCUCUUUGAACUCGACUGUGACUGGACUGUAGCCGUUUACCCACAAACCAACAUAUGAGCUACUAAUGUUGGCCAGGCCACGUUAUUCCUCUAAAAAAGGGGAGACCAGCAGCAAUAUAUUGUUUAUUUUUAGUUUAUGCACAAAAUACUGUAUGUGUUUUGCAGGACAGUUUCUAUUUAAUUUUUUUGUCUCUUUUUUUUCCCCCCACAGAACAUUUUAGACAUCAUAAUAGUUGCAAUACACAGCGUGGCUGUCACCUAUUGAAACCACAGUGACCAUCAGUGGUUGCUGUUGAAAUUAAUUUAGAAUGAAUUACACUCAAAAAUGAAAUUUUGCUGAAAAUCUACU
Molecule: messenger RNA, 901 nt
Organism: Sinocyclocheilus anshuiensis
Lineage: Eukaryota; Metazoa; Chordata; Actinopteri; Cypriniformes; Cyprinidae
Product: regulator of microtubule dynamics protein 2-like
Exons: 5
Coding region: 9-515 (168 amino acids)
Cellular component (GO): spindle microtubule; cytoplasm; mitotic spindle pole
Molecular function (GO): microtubule binding
Source: RefSeq, a predicted model, not a curated record